Messenger RNA from Haplochromis burtoni (Burton's mouthbrooder), 16972 nucleotides. Its product is annotated as ALK receptor tyrosine kinase. The transcript has 3 exons. NCBI's taxonomy places the organism in Eukaryota, Metazoa, Chordata, Actinopteri, Cichliformes, Cichlidae. The record is from RefSeq and is a predicted model, not a curated record. The coding region runs from base 1126 to 2244 and encodes 372 amino acids.
UUCUGGUAUUUUUUAAUCUCCUGCUCCAAUCACCUACCCCUUAAUUCCCAAUUAAGGACACAGCCUGUGUGGCAAAUGAACUGGCAAGAUGGCAACACAGCUCCCUGAUCUUUUAAAGAAGAAGGCUAUUAGCCUCUGCACGUGAGAUAUAACAGAACCGCAUGGGCUACAGCCCAAAUAGCCUCCCUCUGAAACUAUUUGAUUUGCACACAACCGGUCCGGGAGAGUGCGACUAAUCCAAUCCAAUUUCCGGACACGUAAAAGGCUCGGUGAUUCAUUGAAAAAAAUCACCAAAGACAAUGUGCCGAGCUGUGCAGCUACACCUCCUGGCGUUUCUAAUUUCAAUAAAGAAAUAGGCAGAGUUACGGCUGCGCUGAGAGCGCAUCACAUGUGUCCAUAACGACGCUUUUCGCACAAGGGAGUCGUGUUCAGAGAAAACGGUUUUUAUUGACGUCAAAUGGAUGUGUGAAUGACUUUACCGCAUGUGCAGGCAUGACAGCAGCGAUCAGAGCUGCCAGUUCUGACCAAAGGAGCACCGAGAUCUUCAGUAGACUGUAAACCAGUGAGGCUGUCCAAGAGGUUUCCAAUUAGCCAGGACUGUGAGAUUUUAUUUGAAACUUUAAUGGCGGCUCGACUCCUCCAAACUCAUUGUGAAUUCAUUUAGUUGUGAGGGGAGAGAGGGACGCUGCAUCCCGCUUCUGACAGAGAGACCACUUGUACCGCCGUCACAACUGUGCCAAGAGACAGGGAGUCUUUGAAAGCCACCGGAGCGGACCCGACCGGCAUAUCAAUCAGCGUCCCGGAGAGCGACUCGCUAGGUUCGCACUGGUAAUAAAAGGUAUUGUCUCAGAGGUCUGUGUGCCGGGAACAGAGAGGGGAUAUGGCACUUUUCCCGCUUGCAAACCGGAGGAUAGCAAUAGUAGGUGGCAAACGAAUGUAAAAGCCAGUUCCCCGUCGUCUUGCCACGGGUGCGCACCGGCAAAGAGGCGCAGGACACGCAGGAUCAUCGAUUCGCACUUUGUGAUUUUUGCGCUGCGUAACCUAUGUGACAAGAGCGGAGAGGAAACGGUGAACGGUGGGAUUAAUGCAUGCGUCUCCUAAACUAAACACUCAAAUUCUCAAACCAUGGACGCCAGGAUAUUAUUUUUGCUUGUUUCUUCUGCGGCAUUUCUCGCUGAGCUGCACUGCGCCUCGCCAAGGACCACAUCGAGGACGGAUCUGCCCGCUAUCGGCUUCAGCAACAUCAGCAACAUCAGCGGGGAAAGCGGCGGCAAAAAAGACUCGAACCAAACCCAAAUCUCCAGGAACAAGAGGAAAACACUGGCCGUGGAUUUUGCGGUCCCCUCUCUGUUGCGCUAUUAUCUGGCGGAGUUCAUAAAGAGACCCUUAAACGGCGACUGCCAGACUUUUAGCGGAUGUUACACGGUGCGCGCAAACUUAAAAAUGCAAUGCAUACCUUUACAGAAAACCAUUUCUACUUUUGUGGACCUUAAGUCUGCAGCGGAAUCAGCACUGAGGAACGCGUCUGCUGAUGGACAGUUCCCCUCCUUCUACAAGCGACCGCUGACCAAAGUUCUGAAAUUGGGCUUGACGAAGGCGAGCAGGAAAUCUAACCAAGUUGUGGUGGAAAUAGGAGAGGAUUUAGUCAGGACGGGAUGCGGGGGGCUGUCUGUGUACGAGGAGGCCCCGGUGUACAUCCUGGAAAUGGACCUCACAACUAUUCUGGAGUGGUGGCUCGGCGCUGAGGGGGGGCGGCUCAGGGUCCGGCUUAUGCCCGAGAAAAACGCGCAGGUGCCAGGGAUUGAGGAUCGGUACACAGCGGCCAUUCGAGCUUCAGACCCCCGCCUCUACCUCCAGAUAUCCUCCGCGGGUGAGCCACUGAAUGGUAGGACUGCUCCUGGGAUUCCUAAAGGAUACUGGAGCUUCUCCUGGAUAGCUGAGGACAACCUCAGUUUUCCCAGUGACUCAGUUCCUAUUUCCGAUCGCCAGUGCUCUGGCAAUAGCAAAGCAUGUGACCAGCACUUGGAGGCUAUCCCAGAGUUUACGUGGAGUAUUGUGGCUGCAGGGGACCUGCGUGACGAGAGAAAUGAGAAAAGUGUUAAGAAGUCAGGAAGUCCCCAGGGUUGGGAGGAAGGUAAGAACGAAGGUAUCACCUUCCCCCGUCGCAGGGGAAUUUCAUUUUUCAACAAACUUUAUCUAGCUGUCUACUUUUGGCUCAUGUUUAACAUCAUAAACAACAUGUAAUUAUCCACCUUUAAUUAUGGGUUUUGUUUGUUAUGAAUGACAUGUAUCCUUAGAUUUUUACUGGAAUCUUCCUUUAAACGGGUACCUAAACGAUCUCACUUUGAAUCUUAUAUUUUAAACCCAACAAAUAAGUGGUGCAAAAAGCAGAGUACACUUCACUGAGCCUGUAUUCAGCGACAUCUUGUAGGCUCUUGCCUUCAAAUCUUCCAUAUCCUCCGGCAUCAUUCAUUUUCAUACCUUGGAAGAUGAGAAAACAGUUUCUUUCAUCUUAUCUCCUGAGGUGAUGGUGAAAUGGAGGGAGGCAGAAGUGUCUAUUUAUUUCCUUAAAUGUUUUUUUUUUUCUAUGAUGAGCUACAAGUCUGAGACCAGAUGGGUGGACCGUUGGAUGAAAUUGGAAAAGUGAAAUGUAUUGACUCAUAAAAGGAAGCAGUAAGAGUGAGUGGACUAUAGAAAUGAUUGAUGUCUGUCUUGUACAUCUAGCUUAAGCUGUAAAUGAAGGCAGAGGGUGCAUGAGUGCAUGUGUUGGUUAAAGCUAGAGUUGGUAUAGUAGAAACGGGACAAGACGGUGAAUAAAAAUAACACUGGGUUCUUUGAUAUCUGUUACUGGUAAACCAGGACUAAUUACUGUGUAUCAUUUGGCAAAUAAAUCAUUAAUACUGUCAGUGGUUUGAUGCAUAUUUAUCCAGAUGCAUGCCUGAGUUACAGUUUUUUGCACAGGUUAAUGGAACAAUACUAAUUAAUUAAUUACUAAUACUGUAAAAACCAGCAACCGGCUCUGCAAAUCCUUUUCACCUUACUCAACUAAUCAGAAGACACUUAAACAAAGUUUGUCAAAUGAGAGUAGGAUAUAGUUUAUUAACGUACAUAUUACUUUACUAUUUUUAUUUCAUUCAAUGCUUUUAAAAGGAUAGUGAUGUUGUGAGAUGAUGGUCACAUUUUUAUUCACAUUAAUAACGCUUGUAAAAAAUGAUGGUAAUUUCAAUAAUUGGAUCUUUGAUUUCAUAUUUUUAGAAUUACAAACUUAUUUACAGAUAAAAUAUAGAAAUAUAGAAUAUAGAAACUGUGAUUUUUAGGUUAAAUAAUCUUUUCUAAAAUAUUUCUUUACUCAGCUUUGAAAUAAAUAUUUGACCAACAUACAAACUGAAAGUACUUUAAAAGAAAGAAGGAAUCAAAACUAAAUUUACACACUGAAUUUAGGAAUUCCAGUUUUUCAGUUCAAAAUGUGUGCUGUCACUGUGAUACUAAUUUACUGUUUAUUUUUGAUACUUGCAAUACAGCAGGUGAAGCCCUGUUAACGUUCACCAACCAGGAUUUUCUUUAAUAGAUUUUUAAUAGGCCUAGAUUAUAAAACAUAUCACCAAAACAUGGUUUUCAUCCUUCCUGGAAUGAUUCUUUUUAAGUUAACUUUAAAGAUCAGUGGGAUUAAAUUAAAAACGUAUAUGAUACGCCUCAGUAUAAUUAAUGGGACAUCAGAUCUUUGUAGCGGUCUUUAUGACCCAUUUAGCAUCCAAAGCUAAGUUGUGCUUGCAUGUACCAAAAGAAAACGGUAAACAAAGCUGAUCGUGAUUGAAGGAAGGCAAUGCAGAGUACAAAGGAAAUAUAUGUGCAUAAUCAUGUUCAACCCCUCAGUUAGCCACAAUGCAGUUGGCGUAUUGUGAAUAAUUGAGCUGGGUGAGCUGCUGUCUCCACAUAUUUCACUGGCACUUUUUAAAAGAGAUGGAAAUAAGGGAUGAAUACUUAAUGGCUAUGAUCUGUGGAAUUGCAAGAGCUGUUUUCUACAGUACCUCAUUCAUCCACUGUAAGAUGUUAAACUUCGAAGCUUGUAAACGCACAGCCUUUUAUCCAGUGAUGCUAGUAUUUAGCUUUAAGUUGUUAAGAGACGAGAUGAGGAAACACUGAGGUUAUAAGCAGCCAAGGCCAGCAACCCUGAAAAUAUGGUUAAUAAUACUUUUCUAUGUAUAUUCCAAUGUGCUGUAUACAGUGAUAAAUAAUUAAUGUUGUUUGUUGUGCAAAGAAUAAAAUAGAAUAAAAAAAAAUGAUAAUACUGCUAGAACAUUCCUACUGUGACUGCAGACUUCACUUUACAUCACAUCAUUACAGGAAUGCCCACAUGGAGGACGAAACGAGCCUUUCCUACAUCUUACACAUUUGUUUAGCCAAACUAUCAAUUGAAUUUUAUAUAUACCUACAUAUUUAAAACUGACUCCAAUAUCAAUGUGAAGUACAUUUUUGAACCUGGCCUAUGCGUUAUUUUCAUAAGCACUUAUCCAAUUUAGGGUUUAGGAGGGGAGUGUUGGGGUUUGAGCCUAACCCAGCUGUCAUGGGGUGAGAGGUGGGGUACACCCUGAGCACAUCGCCAGUCCAUGACAUUACUAACACAGAGAAACGGAUGUCCACUCACACUCACAUGAUGCUUUCUGUCAAUUUAAAAUGACAAAUUAACCCAAUUCCAAUUUGGAAUGUGGAAGGAUACUUGAAUAGCCAGAGGGUAACCCUGUGCAGGAUACGCUCUGUGCAACUAAAGGCCACAGCUGGCCAGGAUGUCCAGUUGGGAAUGUACUUGCUGUAAGGCAUUGAUGCUAACCACCACACCACUGUGAAACCGACCAUUAAAGGCUAACUGAUGAGUUAGCCUUUGAGGCUAACUAACUAGAAUUCUUUGUUUAUUUGACAAUGCAGAUACAUUUAAUUUACCUCCCAAAAAACAGAAUUAUUGACACAUUCAGUUCAGAAUACAUAGAUCUGUCUGCACUUUUUUUUUUAUCCUGGUGACAGUUUAAUGGUAAAAUUGUUCACAAGAUAGUAUUGGAAAACAUUGCUGGUGUGUUGCUCUGACAGGAACAUCUCUGGCUUUUAGUUAUAGAAAUACUCUGGUGGGCGUUGUGUAAAUGGCAAGUGCCCAAAACUUGUGGUUUGUUCACUUGUCUUUCUUUUUCUGCUUUUGAGAGGUGAUCUAAAUAUUUUUGACUUGAAACAAAUGAAAAACUGACAGCUCUGUGUCUCAGUUCUGUGGAGAGGCCAGUGUGAUGGAAGGGUGUCUGAAUCUUGCUUUGCAUUGUAGUUUGUGCUGGGCUUCGGUGGAGAGUGGCCCCUUUUUCCAUUUUGGUAAAUUUGUGAAACGAAACGUGGCUUAAAUGCGCAAAUAGUCAUUAUCAUUAUGUUACUCACCAUCAGUGGGAUGUGAGUCAAGAACACAGUGCACCCUGCUCCUCCCCUGAGGCGUCAGUGUGGGCCACAUAACAGCAUUAUGAGGCAAUAGCACACUUGGCAGGGCAGUCGAGAUAAAAGACAAUCCUUCAAAUACAGAUCAAGAAAAAUCUGCACUAAUCAUGGAUUGGUUUGACACAUUAGCUCUUUCUGUUGUGAGAAGGCAAAGGAAAGUGUUUUUGCACAGUGGAUGGUUAACAAGUCCUGACAUGCAGCAGCAACUGUGGAGAGAGGUAAAGCCACAGGUAUUUACAUCCACUCAGUCAAACCAUACAAAAUUCUCUCCACCAAAUGCUUCUUCUGUGACGCUAAUUGGGUUGAUUGAAAAUGAGUCACCUCUGUAGCGCACUAUACAGAUUUUAAAUCGAGACCCUUUUAGAAGAGGCGAAACGAAGACAAAAAUGAUUUGAAUGCCUCCCCUUUCUGUGCAGAGUGGCUCGUCUCAAUUCCAUGUCUGCUCCCAAUGUCUCCUGCCAAAGAAAGUGUGAAUAUGAUUACACAUUGAUUUCUCGCUCUCUCACACAGAAUAGAGAAACAUGAGUUGGAGCUGUGAGCUGACUGGCAGGAGGAAAUAUCUGGUAGGACGCUGUUUGCUGGAGCAGCUGAUUUGUUUGUUUGUAAUAGAGUGGCCCUGAGGCUGUCUGUCAUUUGCCAACUCUAGAAGUCAUCUGAAUUUCCUUAGCUGGGCUCGGCAUUAUAAGGUUCUGGAUAAAUGGGCAAAAAUGUAGUGGGAGCUUGGCUCUGGCUUAGAGAAGCCAAUGUCCUAAUCUUAUAUAAAGGUAAAGGGAAACGCUGUCAGUGUACACUGAUCACCCACAACACUAAAACCACCUACAGGUGAAGUGAAUAACAUUGAUUAUUAUUUGACAAUGGCAGCUGUCAAGAGGUGGGCAGAAAGUGUCGUGCUUUGACGUCAGUGUGUUGGAAGCAGUCAUAUCCUUAAGCUUGCCUAUUUUCCCUGACUUUGACAAGGGCAAAAUUUCCACGGUUAGAUGACUUGGCAACUCCAAAAUGGCAGGUGUAGCAGUUAAUGGUAGUAGUGGGGCUUUGUUGCGUCUUACCUGUCAGCGUACCCACACUGACCUCUGUCCACAAUAGUUUCUAGUAAUCAUCAAAGCUGUGCCAUAGAGGAACAAAAAAACAUUUCCUACCACCUUUGACCACCCUCAAGCAACUUUAUUAUAAAGUUCAAAUGAGGGUUUUUUUGCUUUUCUCAUUUUAGUGCUUGGUGUUCAGCUGCCGCGCUUCAUUUGCAUUACACUGAAACUCUUAAUGAUUUUGAAAUACGAGCCUUCAAGCAGCAACCCCUCCAUAUCAAACUGUCUGGAAAACUCUCUUAGUGAAUGCCAUUGAUGUGUUUUCUCCUUUAACACAAUUAAUCACAAAAGAUUUAUCUGAAUACUGUUAAAACCUUGUUUUUAAAAGUAGUUAAGAGUAAUUUACUAAAACUGUUGUUAAUACAUCUCCAAACUAUAACUUAAAAAUAUGCAGAAGUAAUUUUACUUAAUGGAUGGACAAGCCAGAAUAUGCCUGUUUAGUUUAUUUAGGUCUGCUCAGUCAGAGAAACACUUUUCAGCUUGAAAACUCCAACAUCAGAAUAUCAGUCUUUUUUUUUUUAUCUUGGGGUAACUGUGAGAGCAUGUACUUCCUUGAAACAAAUUGAAGGUUUCAACAGAAGCAACAAAAACUGAAGUAGGAAACCCUUAGAUUUAUGGAGUUCACAUAGUAGUAUAGACUGCAUUCUUUGGCAGUCCUCUAAUGUCCAGUUUUGAUGAAGACAACACGAGUUUGCUUCUGCUUGCUUGGUUCUGUCUUACAUUUCUAAAGCCCAAACAGCUGAUAAGUUACACACCCACCCACAUCUAUCAAGUUAACACUGGCGGGUUAACUUAAAUUUAAAAAGAGCUUGAAAAAACAUUCCCCUCUAAGGUACGAGGAUGGGACUGAAAAUGACUUAAAAAGCAGCCAAUGUCCAAAGAAUAACUUGAAAUACCUUCAUAAAGCCUGAAAAACAAUUGGAAUAAAAACUAGGUGAACGUCUGGCCUAUCUUAUGUAAAAUAUAGAGAAAUUAUGGGUUGCUCAAGACUUUUGCACAAUUUAAGAACUCUAAGAUUUAAGAAAUCUAAAGAAUAAAUCAAAACAUUCGGUUGAAAACUAACAGAAAAAAUGAAGAACAUGCUCAUAAUUCAAACAGAGGUCUGAAGAAGUAACAACGUAGCAAACAGCAAAAAGGUUCUGCCCAUCUCAGACAUAACCUCCAGAGUGGGUGUAGGAUCUUUAAGGAAGCUUGUGUGCAAGAAUAUUGUUUUUCUGUAUUUCAUUUUCCUUGAAAUUGUGUCUGUUUAUUACAUUAGACUGAAAUGGAUGAAUGAAGUACUGGAAAUAGUUUUGGUGAUUUGCUGUGCAAAAAGACUGAAUGGUAAAACUGACUGUAAAGUUUUAUCCAUUUCAUUUAUGUUUUCAAAGCUUACCUAUAAGUUUUUUUAAUUUUAAUGGCUAAAGAGGUGUACAAUGAAAGCUAUUAAAAGACUUUGGAAUUCAAUUCAGUUAUAUUUGUAUAGCACCAAAUUAAAUCAGUGGCCUUAAUGUGCUUUAUAUUAUAAGGUAAAAACCUCACAAUAAUACUGAGAACUAAUACUGGCUGACCUUUGGGUGAAAGCGGCAAUUUUGAGUGGCUGUAUCUUUAUAGUGGCUAAAAUCUUGGUGCCUGACACCACAAGGCAACUCCAUAGACAUGAGAAGGGGGAACAUAAGUAGCAAUAUACCUUUUCUUUUUACAAUAAGAUUGAAAUCCUUCUGUAUUGCUGCCUAGUUGAAGUUUUUUUUUGGUGAUCCCAAUGGUUGGCUUGCAAUUGAGUCCUCACAUUUUAGCAACAAGCUCUUUUGGCUUAGUUGCUAAAUGUCUGUAAGCAAUGUGGCAAAGGAAAGACAACAGCUUGAGGACAUUUGAACAUAACUGACCACAAACUUUAAAGUGCUUUUUGCAAUGACUCAGUGAGGCCUACUGGGAAUACCUUCCUGAGCCUCUUCAUAAAGACCGAAAGCUCUGGGUUGACUCUGCUCCUUGCACAGUCUACCAGAUAAGAAAUAGUAAAGAAUGGUGUGUGUGAUCUUUUUUAUUAGAAACUCCAUAUAAACUUUCUUAAAGUUUGAUUUAAAUUGAGCCAGAAAAAACUUGUUAUUGCACAGUUGCUUUCACCUCUAUCCAGUGAGAUUGCAUCUAUACACAUCAAUGGUCCACUUGCCAGGCACAUAGGAAAGCCACCCAAUGCCUUUUUUCUGCACCCAGAGCCCUUCUUUUCUGAGCAAAUAAUUAUGAACCAUUACUUUGGAUGAGAGGCAAUUUGUUCUACUUAUCCAUUUUGUAGCUGAAAUGUAAUAGCCCUGGCAUUUGAAGCAAGACUGUGCUUUGGGUUUGGCCCCUCCAUCUGCAGCUUGACCUGUUAAGUAUAGCAAAAACCAGGGCACAUGAAAAAAUGUCUGCCUCUGUGACGAGACACUUGGUCUAUCAGACUUUUGUGUGGUUCUAUCUAAAAUUAAAGAAGAGCUCGGUGUUAAGGAUUUAACGGUUUUCUUGCCAGUAAAAGUUCGCGUGACCAGGAAACUUAGAUCACAUAGUUUGCAGAUUAAAUCAAUAGUGGGAAUACUGUUUGUUAGACACUGACAUUUCUGACCCAUGACAUUCUGUUCUUAAUAAACCCUCCUUUAAUGCAUGUAUGAAAAGACACAUCCUGCCUUCUGAAAGUCAAAGAAGUGCAGAAAGGAUGUGUCUGGGUUUUGUGUAGUACCAUGGAAAUGAUCUUGACCUGUGCUCUGAUUCGUGACACAAUGGCAAUCUCUUGGCUCUUAAGUUCAUCUGGAAUAUACACACCUCAAACUGGUGGACGGUUUAUUGUUGCAUUUCAAAACUGAGGUAGUAACUAUAAGAACUUUAAAUACUUAAGGAAAAUGACAUUUUUGAAAGAGCAUAGAAAGGAAACUACAUUUUUUUCCCUUUCUAUGGCUCUUUAUCUUUCGACAUCUAGUUUAGUUUUGGAAUGGUAUUCAUUAAUUUUAAUAAAAACUUCAUUAAAGAGAGCUUUUUUUUCCUCCAAGUUCCAAACUCCCACUAAUCUCACAAAAUCAGGGCAUGCUAUUAAAAUGCAACUAACACCUGGGGAGCCAAGAGCAUCUAUAGAUAUAAACAGUUUAAGUUAAAAGUAAUACAAGGCCACUUACUCAUUUCCAGAGGGACCUUGGUGACAUCAAAUGAAAUAUAUGAACCCAGCUUGCUUUAUUCUCUAGACUCUAUGCUUCAUGUUGUGCACAUAAACAUUAAUGAAUAAAUGGAGAAUAAAUAGGCAGUCAAAAAAGAGCACAAAGCACACUGUAGCAGGCUAAUGUCAGAAGGAGCAGAUUACCUUUUCUUAUUUAUAAAUGUAUAAAGUGAAAGGGAGAGUCAGACAGUGUGUGUAUAUAUACAGAGAGAGAGUUAAUGUAUGUUAAUGCUUCUUUUGUAUUUGAUAUGAGAUAACGAAGACACUCAACACUCUUCUCUGUAUUCACACCUCACCUGUCACGAAAGCAGAUGCAUGUUUUAAGAUUUAAAUACAAUUUUCUAAGGUGACUGGAACAGUAGAAAACCACUUUAAAGUGUGAUAAACGGUAGAAUGUUGAAUAAUGGAUGUUUUAUCUUUAGCAGCAGUACACUUCCAGGGUUUUGUACAGGUAGCUUUCACUGCCUAAUAACUGAAUCUGGAUCGUUUGGUAUAAACAUACCAAACAUAAUAGACAUGCUGGUCUACAUUUGGAGAGAGAUGAUUACAGCAUGAAGAUCCAAGUGUGAAAACACUAUCAGCUGUGAGGUACAGGUAGGCUAACUGAGCAAAACAAGAAAGGCAAUGUGUGAAAUGUAGAAGGCUUUUUUUGGAUAUAGGAGGGUAAACACAAUGAAACAUACAAUAGGUGUGAGAUACUGGCUCUGUAUGUGAGUGCAAAAUGGAAAUCUGCCAAAUCAAAGAUGUGGAGCCAUCUGCUGCGAAAAUGGAAGCAGCUGAAAGAAGUUUCGUUUGUAUUGUCAUUAUAUGUCUGUAUUUUGUUUUUCCACUUUGCCGUGAUGUCACAGUCCUUAGGAUUGGCUAGGGAACUCUGUUAAGUUGGAGAGAGGUCUUCCUCCCAGCCCCUCCAGUCCUUUCUGCCUGCUUCAUUUUUAACCACCAUGUUUUUCUAUUUGAUAACUCACUGCUAAUGAGCUGCUAAAGAUUAGACAAGGUUGUGUUUCUGUUUUCAUCAAUGAGUACACCUUGGGGGCUUUUAUGGACCUAGAAUUUACUGCGUCAUCAAGCCCAGAGAGGCAUUGAAAUACCACUUUUUAAGUGUUAACCUUGAAGUCCUGGUUCACUGAGUAUGCCGUUUCCCUUCUAUCUUUACGUUCAAAUAUGUCCAACCCAACAAUCGUUCCAGUCAUUGUCAAUAUGGCAGCAAAUGACCCACCUUCGACCCUGCUUCUAUAAUGAACUGCCCUGCUCUAUAAAAGCAAGGUCAACAGAGUGUAUCGGUGCUAGAUUAAGCUCACCAAUUUUUUUCCUUGACAUGUUGUUUCAAUAGAAUAUUCUUGCUCUGGCCAAGUUAAUUACCUUGGCCCACUAUAACAUCAAAAUUACCUCAUCACCUCUUCAUGGCUUUAAAAUUGCUUGGCUGCCAUGUGGGAAGCUGAUAUUUUUUGCAAAAUGAUUCGUAGAGUAAUAGGCCUUAUUACGUGUUAGUACUGUGAGGCGGAAAAAGGAAAAGAAACCUUAAACGUUGAAACAUUCAUGCACUCUUUGUUGACUUCUGUUGACUUCAUCAGUUCCUCACUUAAUCAUAGGCUGGCACUCCUGGCAAACUAUCUCCCUGGAUAAUAAUUACCUGCAUAAGCUAAGAAGAUGCUGCCAUUCUCUAUUCUUUCACUCCUGCACGUUUAAUGAACUACAGUUAAAAGACAAAUAAAACACAAGAAAGCAAUUACAAGUACAGCGUACCUUUCGAAGACAAAAAAAAAAGUCUCAUUAUCUCAGCAUUCAUUUUUAUGUAAUUAGGAUACAGUCCAUGGACUAUCCAAUUAGCAUACUUAUGUUGUGUGGCUGACAUCCUGACGUGUGUUGUGUUGUGUUGUGUACGUAUUUAUAGGUAUAUUGUUUUGUAACUGAGCCUGUCUCCUGUGAUUCUUAUUAUAAAUGCCUUAAGGGACCAGAAGCCUCAAAUUAUCCAGCCAAUCUAUCUUUACUGCCCCUUGUGAUACGCAUUAUAAACUUGUGAUAAUAUGGUUGCUUUGACCGUUAAGUCAGUACAUUGGCGGCAGUUAUUUUAAUACCACAACAUUCAGAACACUGUGAUUAAUGGUAGCAUGUUUAAUGAGCAUUAGAGAACCCCCCAUUUUUCCAGUAGAAGUAAAAAUCAGAGCCCCGUUAAAUCAGUAAGUCCUCUAUUUAUUUGCUAUAAAGUCAGAGAGGUUCUAUGAUAUUAGGCUUACUUAUUUUAACUGGCAGAUGCUCCUCGUUUACCAUUGAGUGGAUCAUCGAUUCUUAAAAGUCAGAUUGAUUGGUUUCUUGAAGGCCGAUGUCUUCCAUACUCAAUCCCAUACCCAUAUCCUGCCUGCUGCCAAGAUAUCUGCGCUUACUCAAUCAGUCUGCUUAUUGAUCCUGACCUGAACACGGGGAAAGCUGGCUCAGUCUCUCAUUCAUCCAUUGAAUUACCUGGACUUACAUAAAAUGUGCACUAGAGCUUUGCCAGUUUAUACUGUUGAGGUAAACUGUGUGAGCAGCAGAUGAGAAAACUUCCUGGAGGUCUGUGGUGAAAUCAUGUUGGGGUGUUAGAUGGCUGUAGGGUUAUUGCCAGAAUUAAUUUAGUCUUCCACCUGCACCGCAGCUGUAUUACCUUUGAUUAAUUGAGCUUUCUUGAUGGUGACUCCCCGAAGGCUUCACAGGUGUCUCGCUGAACAGUGUUCUAACUUUGCUCUAGUUCUCCUGCUGUUUCUUUUGAAGCAUCUCACAUCAGAGACCUUUCUACGUUUCCAAACUUGCUUGCAGGUCUCGUGCUUUUCACAUAUUUUCCCUUCUCAUUUCGAAGCAAAGAUUAAGACACAUAAGCUCAGUGACAAAUGUUACCCCUUGGCCUAGCUUAUUCAUCCCUGGUUUACUAUCUUCAACAGCAAAAUGUUGCACUCGUCUUACUCUAAAAAUCGCAAUAAAGCUUUAAAAAAAAAUUAUAAACUAGAGUGAAAAUUCACUAUCUCUACUUGUGUGUCACAAACUGUAUAUAGAAAAACGGGAAAAGAAGAAAAGAUGCUGCCUUGUUUGGAUGUCAUCGUUUCAUGAUAUUACAAUCUGGUCCAAAGGUUUUUUGUUUGUUUUUUUCACAUACUGAAUGUGCCGAUAAAUUAUGGUCUGUUUUUAGGCAGCACGGCAGUGUGAUUUGAAACUGUUUGAAUUCACUGACUUUUCUCUUUCCCUUCGCGGUGCAGAAAACAGUGUAAUAACACCACUGAUAAGGAAUGCAGGGGAAGACAGAUAACAGCCCCACAGACAAAUGUUUCAAAACUAAGAGCAGAUUUUAUAAGUGAUCAAGCUUGUAAAGAAGGUAAGAUUAAAUACAAAGACUGGAAAAAUGAAAGAAAAUGAUUUUGACUACUGUUGAGUCUAUCACAUAUAAGAAUCAGUCCAGAAGCGAAGAAAUAAAUGUGCUGGUGAAGUGACCCAUAGACGGAAUAAUUAAACAUUGUACUAUCAGUUUCAGCAUAACGAAUGCCUUUGUGACACCAGCCGGGCAGAAAGUAAUUGUUUUAAUAAUAAUAUAAAAAAAAAAAAUCUGUUGUUCAAAGGGCUCCAGUUUUAACAUUUCAAACAUUUUUGUCAUUAACAAAAUUAACACCCAUACACACCCUUGUUAAAAGAUCAAAAUAGAUACGGUUACAGCCAGGUUUCUUUGAGAAAUAACCACCCUCACCACCAACAACUGCAGUUGGAUGGUCUUUUAUACUAACUUAUAAUUUUUAUAAUUAGGAUUCUUGUGACUAACAGGUGUUUGGCAAAACAGGUUGAAGCAGCUGCCUCUGAGAUUAAGACCUAAUGUCUUAUCUCAUCUAAUUGGGGUCACAAAGUCUUUUGGAGGAUUUUUGUUUUCAGGAAUUAUCUGACAAAUGGUUGCUGUGUGGUCAGUUGCACUGUGCUCCAGUUUAGAUGAGUAAAAUUGCACAGCAGCAUUUUGUUUGUAUGCUAUUCAUUUUUUAACUACUUAGCACUCAACCCGCUCAGCUAAAUAUGGCCCUUUCUGGCUCCACAGACUAUGAACUGCAACUCAUAAUGAUUUUAAUUUCCUAGUGUACAAUGACUAGUUUCUUUAUUUGAUUCUUCAGUUAGUAUUUCUUGCUUGUUUUUAAAAGGUAUUAUAUUUGUGUGAAUCAGAGUCACCGUUAUAAUUUUUUUUUUACUUGUUUGUGUUAGCCUAAGCAAAGAGGGGAUUAAAAUUAGUUAACAGACAAAAGAACAACUCUUGACUUUAAAAAUGCAUUAAAACUGUGCUUCCCUCCUCUGACGAAUUACUUUGUCAUGGUUGAAUUAAUUAAAAUCAUGAGUUUGUGUGCAUGCGCCUUUGUUUGUGUAUGUGUACAGAAACGCAUCUCAUUUGUUAUACUUCACUGGUUUGUUAUUUACUGUCAUCAAGUUCGCUAGAAAAAGUCAAAUGCUGCUUAGAGACAGCUUUUCCAGCCUCUGAGCUCCUCUGCAGAUUAUGUAUUAAACACCUAAAUCAAAGCAAACUAUGACGCAUUGUUUGUGUUAAAGGGGCCAUUCUCUGCAGUCACAAGCUCAGAGGAACACUAUUUGUAAAGUAUACUGAAGUCGAACUUGAUAAGUUCUCUAGUUUUUCUGUGUUCAUUGAUCAGUCUCUUAGAAGUUAUAAUAAUCCCACCUGCAGUAAAACCUUGUUAAUUUACAUACUCAACCGAUGAUUUAAAGCACAUGCCGCAUUCUUUAAAGGAGCCUUCUGGUUUAUUUGACCAUGGUGUAUUUUCAGUUAAUGUUGCUUAUAUAGAAGAUAGAAGGUGUUCCCAAUUUGCCUUGAAAAGCCUCUCUCGUCUCUCUUGCUACUUUUGGAUCUGCAAGUCUUGUUCUGCUGCUUAAAGGCAAAGUGAUGCAGGUUGCAGGGAGCCAAAUCUAGCAAGUAGGACAUGCAGUGGUAAGCAAUGGUUAUAUUGGUGUCUACUGCCUUUUCGGUGUCCUGUGAAAAAGACACACAAUGCAAAGCUGGCACAAGCCAUAGUUAAUAUCCUUUGCACCAAGUGUUCCUCCUAUGAUGCCUCAGGACAUUCCAGUCAAACGGAGUUGAUAGUAUUUACUGUUCGCAGUCCUAUGAAUGUCAAAAAAGGAUGAGCUUGCUACUGGCCACAGUCCUGACCUGAUGCAUGCCUUAGGGCUUAGGUGCUGUGGCCUUUUCCACUGUUCUUAUCACUAGUGAUGAUCUUUGACAUUAGUGUCUGAGGAGUUUUACACAGAUGUUGCCCAAGUUUGAGGUCAGUGGUGAAAUUGCAAAUACUCACAAACAAGUGCUCAGAACUAAACUUCUAAGGAUCUAAAGGCUGUAAGGGGAGAUUGGUCAAACAGAGUCGAUACGUUAUUCUGAAAUAUGAAACUCUGAAAUAAACUCAUGGAAAAAAAAUUGAAAGAGAUGACCCUGUUCUUUGCCAGUCAGUAGUGACAGUAAAAUGGUCUAAGGACACUGUAGUUCGAUACAUCAUAGACAAGCUUGCCACCUCAUGACUGAGUGCCUUUCCCUCUCUUGAGAUUUUCGAACAAGGCCAUGUUUCUGAUGCUUCACAAGCUUGACAAACACAUUAGAGAGGUGGAGAAAGAAGAUUCUAAUGUAAUCAUACCCCACAUCAAUACAAAAGGCUUAGUGUUAACACAGCAACAGGAGCACCUUGAGCUCCCUCUGUCUAGAAACAGGAGGUACUCAGGUGCAGUAUUGAGGUGUAGGUUGAACCACACAAUCACUGUACUUUAAUGCUUACAAUGCAGGGAAAUAGAAUGUAUUAAAAAGAGAGCUUUAGGUCAUGGCUAUGACAGUGCAGUAAAAGUAAAACAUAAUUCCUCUUACCACCAAGUAAAAGCCGUACAAGAUGGCAUUACUCAAGUGCCUCAAAAUUACGCUAGUAGAUGAUAAACGAAUCCAGCAAUUGAUGUUUGUAUAGUAACAUAAAUAAGUAGUAAAAUAUUUGGAUAUAGAAUAUCUGGAGCAGGGUUAAAGGUACUAUUUUGAAUAUCAUUGUUUUGGGUGGGGCUCCGAAAUUUGGUUGUAUUUGGUAGCAGCAAAUAUUUAAGGCUUCAAGUGAACGAUCGAAUAUUAGGCCAUUGCACUAUAUUGUAAACUGUGCCUAUUUUACUGCAGAGCUCUAAUGAUCUAUACCUCAAACCAAGGUUCCCAACUGGAGCACAGUGGUACUUUGUACACUGUACUGACUGUAAACGUGUGCUGCUAAUCACACUAACCUGCACCCCUCUGUACAAUGAUUACAGGAAACCCUGGAAGAAAGAUGCCACUGGCAUUUCAGCACUAGUGGAAGGUUACAUUUUGAAGGGAACUCCAGCUCUAACACUUGUCCACUCUCAGUAUGGUCUCCCUUGCAGCCUCUGUGCUGUGCAAGUUUCACAAUCCAUUUCUAAUUUUCUGUACUUUGAACGCUUUUUCUACUGUAUGGAAGACAACAGGGCUCCAUUGCCUGUGGCUGUGAUUGAGCCAAGGCUCAUGGGCUUUUUGUCUUUUGCUGCACUUCAGGGUUAAAGCAUUCAUCUGUGGAUAUGUAAUCCUUUGCUUUCCUCGAUAGCUUUAAAUAGGGGGUUUAAACACUCCUUUAUAGAGUGCUGACACUAAAUAAAACCUUUUAAACAAAUAAUUACAUUCAAACUAGGCUGACACUCACUACUCACUCAGUCAUCAUGCUGCAAUCCUUCUAACUAUAUAUAUAUUUUAAAAGAAAAUUGUCAGUAUUAGAUAAAUCGUAUCUAGCUAGAAGAGAGUUUUAGAGAGAGUUUUAUUAAUUUCAUACUAAACUCUUAAAAAUGAAACUAAAAUAAGGAAACUGGACUGUCUAAUUUUGGACUUUGUAAAGUUAUUUUAGUCUCCAUUUAUUAAAUGUUGAGUUUUAGGGUGCUUUACAGUCAGUUUGUAGGCUGCACGCAUCUUUCCAGGAAGGGGAGGAAAUCAUAUAUUACACAUUUCAAAAGCUAUUAUUUUUUUAUUAGCUGUCAGGAAUCUUUAGCUAAGCGAUGAUUGAAUUUGGAAUCAAUUCUCAUUUAUUCAUGAUCAGUAAAUACAAACAUGGCCACUAUGUCUUUCACUUUCUCCCAAAAUACUAAAUCCAUUUUUUUUUUUUUGUCCACUGCAAUGAAAAUGAAACAACUCACUGUCAGGCUAACUGGUUUUACUGAUGGGAGAAGAGCUGAAAAAAAAUCUCUGGAAACUUAACUGCAUUAAUUCAGAAGGAUUUUAAUCUUCCUGCAUGAUAAU